UUGAUGUAAAAAAUCCAAUAAGUACUUAAUAAAUUUAUUUUUCCAUUCUCUUUUUAGUGAAAUAACCAAAACAAGAAAAAACACAGCACAAUGUCUCUUGAUGAGAAAUUCAAUGCCGCUGCUGAGAAGGUAAAAACCUUUACCAAACGCCCCACCGACGAGGAGCUGCUGCAGUUGUAUGCGCUGUUUAAACAGGCUACUGUCGGCGAUAAUAAUACUUCCAAGCCAGGUAUGCUCGACUUGAAGGGUAAGGCCAAGUGGGAAUGGUGGAACAAGCAGAAGGGCAAGUCGCAGGAUGCAGCCAAGCAGGAAUAUAUUGAAUAUGUGGAGAAGUUGUCGACGUCAUAUCUGUAAUAGAAAUAAUAGUGAUUUUUUUCAUUACAAUUAUUAUAACAACAUACUGAAUUAUUGUGUUUAGUGGUUUUUUGUAAAUUUGUCUUAUUUUAAUAUACAUUUUCAACUACAAAAAUGGCAAA
Anastrepha obliqua is the source of this 476-nucleotide messenger RNA. It is a transcript of the gene Acbp2, whose product is annotated as acyl-CoA-binding protein homolog. Gene Ontology annotation, molecular function: long-chain fatty acyl-CoA binding. NCBI's taxonomy places the organism in Eukaryota, Metazoa, Arthropoda, Insecta, Diptera, Tephritidae. The transcript has 2 exons. The record is from RefSeq and is a predicted model, not a curated record. The coding region runs from base 91 to 354 and encodes 87 amino acids. Gene Ontology annotation, biological process: fatty acid metabolic process.